ACCUACAACCAGGCUGGAAUGAAAUGACCGACCAGCAGAGCAGAGCAGCAGAGAUGUUCUAGGAGUAGCAGUUCAAUUUUCCAGAUUCUCAUUUUCAAGUUUCUAGUUAGAAUUUCGCGUAUUCGUGCUUCUCCUGAUGUGGUAGGUUUUCCAGAAUCUCCACUCUUAGAGUUUAGCUGUCUCACCACUCCGACGCCAUGGCGCCAUGCAAUGCGGUUCUCGCCGUUCUCGUCGUCGUGCUCGCCGCGGCGGCAGCGGCCCACGCGAUCGACCUGCACCGCCAGGCACGCAUGGAGGAACUCAAGGCGUCAAUUCGAGAUCGACGGCCAUCGUUCGUUUUCGUGAAGCUUCGACACGACACGGGUCAUCGCACGCUGGAGGACGUGCAGCAGCUGGCGACGAGGUGGCAGCAGGGCAUGACGGAGGGAAAGAUUGGCGCGAACGUGUAUCCUCUGGACUCUGACACGCUCCACAUCGCACUGCUCACUACGGCAGCUGCUAACAAGGUGAAGGAGUUUGUGCUGGAGCAGGACGAGGCGUAUGAAAUGCUUGUAGGUGACGAUGUGGUGCGGCGCCCCGGUGACCCCUCAUUAGAGUCACUGGUGCACCGGGAUGUGUGGAAGAGGGAGAGGAUGCGGCAGGAGAUGAUGAAGGAGCGCGAGAAGCUGCACCUGGACAGGAUGGGCGGCGAUGGGGGCAUGACGGAGCACCACCGGGCGCGGAUCAAGGAGCACCUGAGGGCACGACAUGUGGAGAGGAUGGAGAGGAAGAGGCAGAUGCGGGAGGAAUGGCUGGAGAACCAUGCUGAUGAUGAUUUGUAGAGUGAUGAGUAGUGAGAGGGUGUUCAGUAUGCGUCUGAGUAGGAGUUCAGAUGACUUGCAGCUGGAAGUUGCAACUGGUUGUACGGGUUUGAACAUCGUUGAUAAGAAUUCUGAACUAUUUAUCGCUAGGACUAGUGAUAUUA
This is a messenger RNA of Closterium sp. NIES-67, 964 nucleotides long. NCBI's taxonomy places the organism in Eukaryota, Viridiplantae, Streptophyta, Zygnematophyceae, Desmidiales, Closteriaceae. The record is from the annotation of a GenBank genome assembly.